UAUGGAAUGCCGUGGAAAUCUGUGGAAAUAAUAACGCCUUUUCUACAUAUAGACGACAACAACAUUAAAGCCGACUAUCAUCUAUACAUGUCCCAGAGCUACAGAAAAGACGUACACUCUAAAGUGCUGAGGCCUGGAACAUUGUCUCACUCUAACCAGGUCUACCAGUCGUUGUGUAGAGGUGAGGUUAGGACGGCACGAAAGAUGUCCUUUCUGAGGUGUUAUCUGCGAUCAACAAGAAUUCCAUAUUACCGAGCAAAGGAAGAAGUGAUCAACAAUAUUCCGCGACUAUCCGUUUUCCACGAUGUCCUCUUCGACUCAGAAAUAGAUAUGAUGCACACUGCGACUGCGGGUGCUAUGACAAGGUCGACGGUUUUGGUUCGAAACGAAAGCGUCGUGCGUGGAAGUCGCUUGAGUGUUACGAGCUGGUUGUUUGAUGCAGCAAAAGGAAACGAGGGUUUAUUGAAAAUAAACAGGCGGAUAGGUCUAAUUACAGGACUAGACACCACGUUUAGAUUACAAAAUAGCAGCAUAGAACAGUACCAGAUACAGAAUUAUGGGAUAGGAGGACAGUACACACCUCACUAUGACAAUCUGAAUAUUCCUAUAUGGGAACCUUCGACAACUACUUCCACGACGGAUGAAGUAAAAUACAGUGGGGAUAGGAUGGCCACGUGGAUGUUUUACAUGAGUUCAGUGAAGGCUGGCGGAGCAACAGUAUUCCCGAAACUAAGAGCCAGGGUACCUGUUGUGAAAGGUGGCGCUGCUUUCUGGUACAACAUUCUUCCGAAUGGCGCCAAGGAUGAUAGAAUGCUGCACGCUGGAUGCCCAGUCUUACUAGGAUCUAAAUGGGUUGCUAAUAAAUGGAUUCGCCAGGAAGGGCAAGUUCUUACUAAGUUGUGUGAGAAAACAUUCGAGGGAGAGUUUAAAUAUGACAUUGAUCGACAUUAA
This is a messenger RNA of Ylistrum balloti, 951 nucleotides long. RefSeq names its product prolyl 4-hydroxylase subunit alpha-1-like. Gene Ontology annotation, molecular function: iron ion binding; procollagen-proline 4-dioxygenase activity; L-ascorbic acid binding. The transcript is spliced from 10 exons. Gene Ontology annotation, cellular component: endoplasmic reticulum. The annotation marks the transcript as partial. Gene Ontology annotation, biological process: peptidyl-proline hydroxylation to 4-hydroxy-L-proline. NCBI's taxonomy places the organism in Eukaryota, Metazoa, Mollusca, Bivalvia, Pectinida, Pectinidae. The record is from RefSeq and is a predicted model, not a curated record.